Messenger RNA from Diaporthe amygdali, 1833 nucleotides. RefSeq lists its product as uncharacterized. The record is from RefSeq and is a predicted model, not a curated record. Lineage: Eukaryota; Fungi; Ascomycota; Sordariomycetes; Diaporthales; Diaporthaceae. The transcript has a single exon. The coding region runs from base 1 to 1833 and encodes 610 amino acids.
AUGAGGCAGUCAUUGCUGUCCUUCGUUCCAGCCCUGCUCUCCCUUGCGGGAGCCGCAGCGGCGCAGGGUCUGACCGAGUCGUCUCUGGAGACGCACGUUGACGCCAUCACGCUGUCGAGCAGCUUCAACCCCGUCAAGGAGGCUUACUGGACCGGCUACAAGCACCACCGUCGUACGCCUUUCGCAGUCUCUCCCAACGGCAAGACAGCCUACCUGGCCUUCCUCGACUCCUCUGAGACUGGUGUCCACGUUCAGCCUAUUGACCCCACCACCUUCAAGGCUACGGGCACCGUUGUGACCGUCGAUGGUGGAAAGGAGGCUGGUGGCCUCGUCGCUCAAGACGAUGGCUUUGCCCUGCUCACCAACGAGGCUAUGCCUUCUGGCACGACCAACGCGCCCCCAGACAGCACCCCAGUCCCUGUGCUGUACCGCUUCGACGCUUCCGGCACACAGAAGUGGAAGACCUGGUUGGGCGGCCCCGAUGUCGACAGCAGCGAGGGUCUCAUGGCGGCACCGGACAUGAACGGUGACCUUGUUUACUCCAACGCCACUGGCAGAUACGCUGCUUACACCGUCGUCACUGCUUACAGCGGCUCUGCCCAGGGCCACUUCGGCGACGCCAUCAACUACGUCGAGGACAGCACUGGUGACCGUGUCACCAUCGAGGGUGCCACCUCGGCAUGGGGAUGCAGCCACAACACCGGUAUUGCUCUCGAGGCCGCUGACGAGGCCCCCUAUGCCAGCAUCUGCGCUGAGGACCAGGGUGCUGUCUGGCUCAACUCCAAGGGCCAGGGUAUGAGCACUGUCGGAACCAAGAUCUCCAACGAGAACACCACCAACGGUGGUGGUGGUGAGUCCCUCGGUGGCAUGUCUGGUUCUUUCAGCAACCUUGCUCGAUUCCAGGGCAGCGACGCUUACAUCUUCGCCUGGGUCUCUCGUGGUGCCAAGGACGUGACCUUGAACGACUGGAUGGGAGACGGCUACACCCACGUCUCAAACCGCACCAACGGCCGCAACGUCGCCAUUGCCACCUUCAGCGACAAGUACACCAUGGUCGGCAAGCAGGCCACGAGCGAGGUUGGUGCCGCGUCCGGUGACGACCAGGUUAACUGGCUUACCACCGGCACGGCUGAUCAGAGCAACGCUCACGUCGCCACCUUUGACAAGACCAACGCCCUCGUCACCUGGGAGGAGAUUGCCGACCCCUUCUGCGAGUUCAUCGCCAUGGGAUGCCGCGGCAAGUUCACGGGCUCCAAGUUCCAGCUCGUCACCAACGAUGGCAGCGGCACUGUUGUUGGAGAGCCCAUCACCAGCACGGAUGUCACUGUCGCCGGUGAUCUGGUCACCAUGAGCGACGGCCGCAUCUGCUGGCCCUACGUCAGCAUGGACUGGGACCUCAGCUCCACCGUCGGCUACGGCGCUGCCAGCACCGUCACCAAGAUGAGCUUCGCCUGCAUCAGCCUCAGCGGCUCUGGCUCCUCUACCUCUGGCUCUAGUGCUUCUGCCAGCGCUGUUGCCUCUACCAGCGCUGUUGCCUCCUCGUCCGCUGCGGCCGUCGCAACGUCCAGCUCUGUUGCCUCUGUCGCUAGCUCCGCUCCUGCGACAACCAGCUCCGUUCCCGCCGUCGUCGCCGCUGCUGGUGGCGAUGACACCGACGCCUCCGUGCCCAGCUCCUCCGCCGUGCCAACCUCCUCUGCCGCCCCCGUGGCAGCUGAGCCGGCCGCCGAGCCCACCGCCAGCACUUCGACCGCCCAGUCCGUCAAGCCGCGCCCAACCAAGCGCCCGUGCCCCAAGAAGAGGCGCGAGGCUAUGCUGGCCGCCAUGAGGGCUUAA